GAGCACUCCGAGGGGGGACGGCGGCCACUGUCGGGUGCGCCGUCCCGGCCACCUGCACGAAGCGGCGCGGCGGUGCGGGCGGGCGCCGGGCGGUGUUUCGUCCUUCGCCCGCCCCCCCUGCGAGGCGCGGCGCGGUGACGCGGCCCCGGGUCAGGGCUGAGGCGCGGCGGCACCGUGAGGCGCUGUCAGAGCCGCGCUGAGAGGGUCCGCCCAGCUCCGCACCGGGAUCCGCCGCCGCCGCUGACAUGGAGCCCCAUCGCUGGCUGCCCCUGGAGGCCAACCCCGACGUCACGAAUCAGUUCCUGAAACAGUUGGGUAUACAUCCUGACUGGCAAUUUGUAGAUGUUUAUGGUAUGGAACCAGAACUGCUUAGCAUGGUGCCAAGACCUGUAUGUGCAGUACUACUUCUCUUUCCAAUAACAGAAAAGUAUGAAACCUUCAGAACUGAAGAAGAAGAGAGGAUAAAAGCUAAGGGACAAGAUGUCAAAUCAUCAGUGUAUUUCAUGAAGCAGACCAUUAACAAUGCUUGUGGGACAAUUGGGCUAAUUCAUGCUAUUGCAAACAACAGAGAUAAAAUGAACUUUGAAACUAAUUCUUCACUGAAAAAGUUCCUAGAAGAUUCAUUAUCUAUGACUCCUGAAGAGAGGGCCAAAUACCUAGAAACUUAUGAAGCUAUUCGUGUCACUCAUGAGUCCAGUGCCCAUGAAGGUCAGACUGAGGCACCAAGUAUAGAUGAAAAAGUAGAUCUUCACUUUAUUGCAUUAGUUAAUGUAGGUGGUCAUCUCUAUGAAUUGGAUGGGCGCAAGCCAUUUCCAAUAAACCAUGGGGAAACCAGCGAUGACUCUUUUUUAGAGGAUGCAAUAGAAGUUUGUAAGAAAUUCAUGGAACGUGACCCAGAAGAAUUAAGAUUCAAUGCAAUUGCACUGUCUGCAGCUUAAAAGCCUUUUCCUGUGAGGCAACUCUAUUGCAAUGUAUUGUAAGAAUAAAACUGUUGCCAUAUGUUAAUAGUACAAAUUUUGAUACUUCCCUAACAUCUUGACUAAUUGUAGCAUACGUGGAAUAAACUUUGCAUUUGUCCUUGCUAUAUUUUGCUGCUUGUUCCUACAGCAACUUUGGGUAUUUCUAUACAGGCAUGCAUUUUGUGCAAGAUUUUUAUGUGAUGGGUUUUUUCCCUUCCACCCCCUUAAAAGUUUUAGGACUUACUGUCUGUGAUAUUUCCUUGUAAUAAUGAUGAGCUGCUUCAGAGCAGGAUUAUCAUUUGUAUCAUGCACAGGUAACAUUCUGAGUGGAGUAUGGUGAUAUGGCUGAAAACUUGGAGUUUGAGGCUAUCUCCAUCUUUUAUUAAUAAUGGUGCAAGAAUACUAUUAGAACUUCUUCAGGUGACUCAAGUGAAAGAAACAUUUUUUCAGUGCAUUAUUUUUAAAUAAAUGUGUGGAAGAAAAUAGGCAGAAAAAGGACUAUUCUUACUGUUGGUGAGCACUAACAUUUUAAAAUUAUCUUAAUGUUUACAUUUUGAAUAAAAUUUCACUUUGUUCCUCAAGUCUAAUAAUGUUAAUAAAUUGUCAAAAAACUUUAGUUAAACCAAUGUUUGCUAUUUAUAUUAUAUGUGGAAAAAUGACACGGGUUUUCCCCCCCGAAAAGGCACAUUAAGAAAUUCAAAUGGUAGGACUGUGGAGGGCACACACAGAUGAAUACAGCAAUGUGAAGUACCUCACCUAACUGAAAUAAAUGAUAGAAAAGUGAUGAUUGUUGUAAUGAAGUUUUGUUUAGCAACAACAAACAGACUGGAGAUUUUAAGGCAGCCAUGAUAAUCAUAUACUUUUCUCUCCUCUUGGAAUAUCUAUCUAAGUUUGUCAGGUGGCAUUACUGAAUGCUAUCUGAUAGCCUUCCCCUGUGCCAAUCCCUCCCACUCCACCCACUGAUCUUAAGGUACUGUUGACCAAUUUCUAUACCUGAAUCAGUAACAUUGUGGUUGUUUUGAGUUUGAUCUUCUUGUUUGGUUUUGGGUUUGGGUUUGGUUUUUUAGCUAAGCAAUCUUAACACUUUAGGAUUCUUGUGAAGAUUGGUUUGGGUUAAUGUGUGUGGUUUUGACAUUCCAGAAAAAUAUUCCUUAUUCACUCCUUUGAAGUGGAAUAAUUUAGGUUUGCUUCCAAUCAAACCCACUGCCAAAGGAAACUGAACCCUCCACAUCCCAGAGGGUGCUUUCAUUCUCUAUCAAUUGUCAUUGCAGGAAAAAUGAAUGGGGUUAUGCCAGAAGCACUCUGGCAGAGUUUUCCUUCUUUAUAGAAAAGAAAGAGGCCUGGGAGUCUGUCUUAUCACUUAAGAACAUCUCUUGCACUCUAAAGAAAAAGUUGGCAUGUCUGUCUAAAACAUGUCACCUGGAGAGUCCAGUAACAGCAACAGUCUGUUUUCUAUAAGUGAGCUGCUUGGAAAAGCAAAGGAGAAGAAUAACACUAAUGAGCUUCUAUUUUUGAAGCUUUUGCUUUUCCACCCCAAUAAAAUGCAGUAUCAUUAAGACUUGGUUUAUGUUGUCAUGCUCAUUAGUGAAGGCCUGAAACUUGCUUUUAAAUAAAAAUCAGAGGCUUUAGUAACCAAA
This is a messenger RNA of Camarhynchus parvulus, 2596 nucleotides long. It is a transcript of the gene UCHL3, whose product is annotated as ubiquitin C-terminal hydrolase L3. The record is from RefSeq and is a predicted model, not a curated record. Gene Ontology annotation, cellular component: cytoplasm. NCBI's taxonomy places the organism in Eukaryota, Metazoa, Chordata, Aves, Passeriformes, Thraupidae. Gene Ontology annotation, biological process: ubiquitin-dependent protein catabolic process; protein deubiquitination. The coding region runs from base 246 to 938 and encodes 230 amino acids. Gene Ontology annotation, molecular function: cysteine-type deubiquitinase activity. The transcript has 9 exons.